AUGAGUCUAGUUUCAGGUUUAUGGCAUGAAGGAGCAAGGAAAAUAACCGUGGCAGGUUUGCCACCAAUUGGGUGUUUACCAAUUGUUAUAACUGUAUUCUCGAGCGAUGCUUUGACCAACCGUCGGUGCAUUGACCGUUUCUCCACCGUGGCCACAAACUAUAAUUUCUACUUACAAAAAGAAUUGGACCUCAUGCAAAUGAGCUUGGCCCAUCUUGGAUCCAAGAUCUUUUACCUUGACGUCUAUAAUCCACUUUAUGAGAUCAUUCAUGACCAUCGAAAAUUUGGGUUUGAAGAAGUGAGCAGUGGAUGUUGUGGAAGUGGAUACUUAGAAGCAUCGAUUUUGUGCAAUCCAAAGUCAUAUGUGUGUCCUAAUACAUCUGCGUAUGUCUUUUUUGAUUCUAUCCAUCCAAGUGAGAAGACUUACUUCAUUAUCUUUAAGUCUCUCCAACCAACUAUUGAUUACAUUCUUAGUUGCUUCUGAGCAUUUUAUGAGUUAAUUUAUUAUCACUAUUAGCUAAUUGAUAGUUUCAUUUUAAUAUAUAUAUAUAUAUAUUAUUCUUCCAUGAUUAAUGAUAAAGAAAUAUAAUGAUAUUUCAAA
This is a messenger RNA of Thlaspi arvense, 600 nucleotides long. NCBI's taxonomy places the organism in Eukaryota, Viridiplantae, Streptophyta, Magnoliopsida, Brassicales, Brassicaceae. The record is from the annotation of a GenBank genome assembly.